Seminavis robusta is the source of this 1607-nucleotide messenger RNA. The record is from the annotation of a GenBank genome assembly. NCBI's taxonomy places the organism in Eukaryota, Bacillariophyta, Bacillariophyceae, Naviculales, Naviculaceae.
UGUUCCAAAAAUUAACCAUGGAAGUCGUGUUGGUGGUGGCAGCGACCUAGCUAGUAAAACCUGAGCAGCAACGAAGCAUCAUUGUCUCAAAGAAAGACAAACACAGCGAAGAGAGAUUGGAAAGACACCAUGAUACCCUGCCGGCAACGCCUUGUUCUAAUAUUGGCUACCUUAUUCGCCAUCCCAUUGUUAUCAGAAGCACAAGUGUUUGUCAGACUGUGCGUGAUCCCUCAGUUCGUCCCUGCCAAAGCGGUGAUACGGCAGUCGAAUGAGAGCCAUGACGAGUAUUCCUGGGCUUUGGAUAAUACCGCUGCUCGAUCCAACUUGACAGCAGCAACAACAACCUACCACAAUGGCGGUCUCCGUCGACAACUGGCAUCCUCGGAGAAUCCGGUACCAUCCAUCUUUCUUCCCUCCGACCAUAAUCGACAUCUUGCGGAAAUACCCAACAGCAUUAGCAGCGAAGUCUACAUGGUGCGCGAAUGCCCCUGUGCCCUGGAUCACUACUGCCCGAUUGAGUUGGAUACCUGUGGAGUUCCGGCUAGCUACCGCGAGCCAAUCGGAUGCUUCGAAUCAUCCACCAAGAAAACCUUGCUCCGCAACGCCUGGCCACUGCUGAUGCUGUGGUAUUCGACCGUCAUGUUUUUUCUCUUGUGCACGGAAAAAGGCAGAAAUGCCCGACACUUUAUAUUAGUGAGGUGCUGCAAAUCCCACAUUAACGAACGCCUCGUGGAUCGAUUCCUCUACCUUCAUGGAUUUUCCCGUCGCAAUCCCGACGCCGAUCAGCCCGAACGACAUUCGCAACAUCCACUCGAUUGGCUUCCCAUUGCCCGACCGGUCGAACCGAGAGAACCCACCGAACUCGUCUUGAAAACCACCAUCUACGACCAAGCUAGUAGUAGUGACGACGAGGCGUGUUGCACCAUUUGCAUUGCUCCCUUGGAGACGGGAGAUCGCGUCGGCAAAUUGUCGUGCACCCACACAUUUCAUGUCGAUUGUUUACGGGAAUGGCUGCCGCGACGAAAUGUCUGUCCGCUGUGUCAGUCGUCCGAUGCGGCCACACCUCGGUAUGCCGAAAGUGAUGAUAGUGGUGAUGCCGAAGAAGACGACAACGACAAUCAUGAGAAUGAAAUCAAUGAAAAUAAUCCACCGGAAGAUCCAUUGGCAUUGGCGGUCCCCGUAUUUGUUCCUUUGGAAGUGGCACAGGUCGACGAAGUGGAGGAAAAUCCUCGUCCGCGGGAAAGAGGAAUCACAAGUGGAUCGUUUGCACAGAGACUCUUUGCCGUGUCCAGGAUCUAAAGAGAAAACCUCUUAUGAUACUCCCUGUACAGGGCUCGACCCGUAGCGCACAGAACUCCAUUCACGCUAUCUGUGGUGUGGCCCAGUGCUUCACUGCCAAUUGGGGCUGGUGGCUCAAUCCAAGAAUGAGGAUAUUAUCUCAUGGCAACUUGACAAUUUUUCUAUCAAAACAAACAAACAAACAAACAAACAAAAUGGGUCCAAUCUGUCCUUAUGGAGACGUCCUGUGACCAGGUGGGGUAAAACGAACAAAAAGAAUCGUUCGUUGUGACGUUGAUAUAAGAGGAACGAGUGAGGGUUGCGUGCCA